AUGGGGAAGAAGGAUAGACAGCGCAAGAAACUGCGUGAGUUUGCUAAAUUAAAGAACAGGCAGCGAAACUUGAGAAAGAGCGUGCAAAAUUUGAAGGACGAGGUUCAGCGGAAGGCUAAAGAACCAGAAAACUCGAAUCAAAUUGCACUAGGAAACGACGAAAUCGAAGAGAUCAACGAAAAUAGUCCAUUAUUAUCCGCUCCUAGUAGACAAGAGGAAACAAAAGUUUCAAAGAAGAUUGAUAUUGAUAUUAUUGAUGCACAUCCUCUUCACGAAGGGCCAAAAAACGAUGACUCGCCUCAAGUUGAAGUUAAUGGUAUCGAAGGAAAAUCUGCGGAUAAGACCGAUGAGGAGGAUAUUAAAUCCCCUUUACAGAAUGAACCAGGUAGAAAGUCAGCUUUACAAAGCUCUAUAAAAGAUUUUAGUGAUAGGUCAGUAUCCCCAUUGCAAAGCAUUACCAGCGGUGAUACUCCGAUGAGUGAGCUUGAGUUACCAGUAUCUUCUUCAAAUUCGCUUGAGAGAGCUGAUGACAUACCUGUAGUGCAGCCAGAGAGCCAGACGUUAACUAUUAAAUCUUUGCCCAUCGCGGCAUCACCUCCUGAAGUGCUAGUUAGUGGAGCUGAAAUGAGUUCAUAUGGAUACGGCUCUAUACCUGAGAGCAUUGAAGAUGUAGAGGACGGAGCAAAUCCCCCUUAUAUCGCUAAUACAUCAUCUGAUGAACUUGUACAUGAUUUGACAAGAAGGCGUAUAUUUUCAUCCUGUAUGUGUACUUAUUUAUUCUUUAUUGCAAUGGACAGUUCUAUAAUCCUAGUAAUUGUUUCCAAAAUUGCUUCUGAGUUCCAUGAAUUAUGGAGGUUAUCCUUAGUCAUCUCAGCAUACUUAUUGAGUAAUGCUAUUGGCCAACUGGUAUUUUUGAAACUAUCUUUGAUAUCCAGUGUAAAAUUGUUGUUGUGUAUAGCUCAAUUCAGUUUUAUCCUCGGCAGCUAUCUAUCUUGGGAUUCUAUCCAUUUCUGGACGUUUAUCUUCGCCCGUUGCGUCACAGGAUUCGGGGGCGGUUCCUUAAUAGCGCUUAAGAGCACUAUUAUGAAUAGGUUUUCCAAAAAGAACGACAAUCGGUACUCGUUGAGUGCAUCUAUGAUAACAUUUUCUCUGGGUGUGGCAAUUGGGCCCUUUGUGGUGAGCUUGUUUGAUUCGUCUCACGGUAGUGGAUGGAAAAAUGCCUUCUUAAUACCCGUCCCCUUUUGCCUUGUGAAUGCUUCAAUUAUGCUGGCAGAUAUGUAUUCUGUCAAAAAUACUUUACAUCAUGGAAGUCCAAGACCUACACUAUGGAAAAGAUUCAAGAAAACUAUAUCAAGUCCUGAUUUAUACGAAAUAUUGACGCUUGCGCUAUUCCUACUUUGCUUCGUUCAAGUGACUUCGCUGGAUUUAACAAGUUUAGAACAUAGUACGGUGAUUCAAGUGGUACUAUUUUCUGUAAUAAUCGUCUGUGGCAUUUUAUUCCUCUUAAUAGAGACGAGUGAUACGUACAUGAACUCUGUCAUUUCAAUGUCCUUACAAGGUGACAAGCAUUUAAUAUGGACAAUGAUGGGAAUUUCGUUUUGCUUUGCAGCAUUGAUGUGCAUCAUCCCAUUCGGUACAACAUACUUCAUUAUUGUUUUGAACUUGAACACUUUACAACUUGCAGAAAGAUUACUCCCAUUCUUUUUUUCCAUUGUAGUGGGUUAUUUUAGUGUUUGUUAUUUUUGGAAGUCGAAAAGGCAGAACUAUUUGCUUAAAUUUGUCUUAAGCGGAGUUACUCUGAUACUAUAUGUAGCGCUUAUGGGGGUAGGUUUGAGUUUACCAGUAUGGAAGCAAUACAUAUGUUUAUCUCUUCCAUUUUUGGGUUCCUCUAUGAUAUUGACCUUACUGUCAAAUCUUUAUCAUGAGUACCAUGAACAAAGGAAAUCACCCAUCAGUGGCUCUAUCGUAUAUUGCUUCGGUGCCGUAGGGGGGACAGUUGGCGUUUCCCUGGGUGGUUAUGUUUUCCACAAGACAUUAAUAAAAAUUAUGCAUGAGGAGGUGAUGAAGUUUAGCAAGCAAGGUUAUCUAAAAAAGGACCUUUUGAAAAUCAUCAAGCAUGCUACGCGAUCUUCAGAUUGGGCACAUGAAUCAGCGCCAAAGUUCAUUUUUCAAACUUUGAUUGAGUGUUACUUACAAGCAUGUCGGAAUGUAUUUAAACUCUCUGCCCUUUUUUUUACGAUUACGGUCGUAACAAUAUUCAUCUUCAACAGAAUUCAUUGA
Molecule: messenger RNA, 2280 nt
Organism: Saccharomyces paradoxus
Lineage: Eukaryota; Fungi; Ascomycota; Saccharomycetes; Saccharomycetales; Saccharomycetaceae
Gene: VBA4
Product: Vba4p
Exons: 1
Coding region: 1-2280 (759 amino acids)
Biological process (GO): basic amino acid transport; transmembrane transport
Cellular component (GO): fungal-type vacuole membrane
Molecular function (GO): basic amino acid transmembrane transporter activity
Source: RefSeq, a predicted model, not a curated record